This is a messenger RNA of Spea bombifrons (plains spadefoot toad), 2590 nucleotides long. RefSeq names its product kirre like nephrin family adhesion molecule 2 (gene KIRREL2). Gene Ontology annotation, molecular function: cell adhesion molecule binding. Bases 193 to 2358 code for a protein of 721 amino acids. Gene Ontology annotation, biological process: cell-cell adhesion. The transcript has 15 exons. Gene Ontology annotation, cellular component: cell-cell junction. The record is from RefSeq and is a predicted model, not a curated record. Lineage: Eukaryota; Metazoa; Chordata; Amphibia; Anura; Pelobatidae.
GAACUAGUCAAGCGGAGAGUAGACAGCCCACGGUGACAGCAGAGAGACCCACACACACACGGCACCGUGUCCUACCUGUAUCGAGACGAGACAAACCCUGGAGUGUGUGACAUACCUGGACCCCGUCCCCAGCCGCCAACCGAAUCCCCGUCCCCCUAACACCUGGAGAAAGAGGGGAGAAGAAUCCUGAGGAUGGAGAUACAUCAUCUGAUACUUUGUGUCCUUGCCUUCACACGACUGCUGAAAAAAAGUUAUGGAGCCCACUUUUCACAACAGCCUUCGGACCAGGUGGUUGUAGCUGGAAAAUCCGUAACACUGCCCUGCGUGGUGAUAGGGUACCGUGGGGUUGUCCAGUGGACGAUGGAUGGAUUGGCAUUGGGAGCCGAGAGAGACCUACCAGGAUGGUCUCGCUAUUCUAUCGUUGGGGACCCUGCGUUAGGGGAACACAAUCUGCACAUCGAGGGAGUGGAGCUGAAUGAUGAUGCCAUUUAUGAGUGCCAAGCAACUCAAGCAGCGCUGAGGUCACAGCGAGCUCAUCUGACUGUGCUAAUUCCACCAGGAGAACCAAUGAUUCCAGGGUCUCCUGUCCUCAAUGUCCUGUUGAACGUCCCAUACAAUCUGACGUGUCUCGCUCCUGUAGCAAAACCUGCAGCAGAGAUCACGUGGUACCGUGAUGGAAAACAGCUGGACUGGGCAAUUUAUUCCAAGCAGUUGCUAUCAGAUGGCAAGAGUGAGGGUGCUGUCAGCAGUCUACAAAUCACCCCUACUCUCCAAGACAGCGGUUCCACCUACACAUGUCGGGUCAAGAAUGAUGCCCUGCCGGAGGGACGGGAAAGAUCGGUGAUGCUGAGUGUGCAAUAUCCCCCAAAAGUGACGCUCUCGGUGGACCCACCAACAGUUUCAGAAGGAGGUUCUGUCACUUUUCUUUGCACUGCUGUUUCCAACCCAGAGGUCGCCGGCUACAGAUGGGCGAAAGGUGGCGUACCGCUGCCCGUGUCAACCGACCGCUACCAUGUAACCGUGGACCAUACAUUCUUCACAGCUCCCGUCUCAUGUGAGGUCACCAACGGUGUUGGAAGCAGCAACGUGAGCACAGCAGUAAAUGUGUUGUUUGGCCCACGUCUUCUAACCGAGCCCCGUCCAAUGACAGUGGAUGUAGGUGGAGAUGCUUCGUUCUUCUGUGGUUGGACUGGGAAUCCCACCCCGACCCAGUUCUGGAGCAAGAGAGGAUCUGGAGAGGUCCUAAGUAAUGGAAACACUCUGACCUUGAAUAAAGUUACCCGAGAAGAUGCCGGAACAUACGUGUGCAAAGCCAUCGUGCCACGAAUCGGGACCACGGAGCAAGAAGUGACACUGACUGUGAGAGGGCCUCCAGUUAUCACAAGUGAUACAAACUACGAGAGCACUCUUGGAGCGAAGGCACGACUGGAGUGUACUGUCGAGACUACACCGACCCCUGACAGAAUCGUCUGGACGUGGGACAAGCAGAGUCUCGAGGAAGGAACCUGGGGUCGUUUUUCAGUGGAGACGAGGGCGACUAACAACGGUGCAGUCUCCUACCUGAUUAUUGAUGGGACCGAGCAUUCUGAUUUCCUGACCGAAUAUAACUGCAGCGCGAUUAAUCAGUUUGGGGAGGACUCUGUCAUCAUCUCCCUUAGGCAACAAGCAGUUUUGCCUCUUACUCUCCUGGCGAUCGCCUUGGGCUCGGGGACACUUUGCCUCUUUGUGCUGGUGACGAUUAUUGUGCUGUGCUGCCGUCGGCCAAGAAAAGAUGUUAAAGACACUCAAAUUCUUGCGGUGGACAUGUCCGGGAGUGAGCACAGUGAAAAACACCCCAGUGAUUCUGAAGAAGACCUCAAGGAACCACUGCACACAGACACGGAGUCUCGGGGGACAUCACAGACGGAGCACAGCGACAUACCUGAUGAACCUCAAGAUCCAACGAAUGGUUACUACAAAGUUCGCGCUCAAGAAGAUUGCCGCCCGACAACGGUUGCCUACCCAGAAUUCUCCUCUCCUCCUCGCCCGCUUUAUUCUACGCCUGCCUCUCUUGCCCCGAUGUGCCCUACCCCUUCUCUAACCGGGCCUCCCAAGCUAUAUGAAUAUGCGCACCGAUAUGCCACCACUCCGCGUCCAGCAAGUGACCGCGUCCACAUGCCCCAAGGCCCAUCUCAUAUGUUACUAGGCCCUGCUCACCAUCCAGCACCUUACGCUAGAGCUUUCUGCAGCUACGUCCGUCCCGAGCGCUACGACUCCCUGGAACAAGGCCCCACUCUCUCACGCCUCUCCUACGCCUCGCUCUCCACAACUUCCGACUAUGGACGGCCUACACAGCAACGUAUGCAGACUCACGUGUGACCUACUUUCUCAUACCGGACUGCCCAAAAUGGCUGAGGAAAUUCAAGCAUAAGGACUUUAGCUUGGAGAGAAAGAAACAAACGUGAAGCCAUCUGGUUUGUUUGUUUUUUAAACAAGUUCAAAAUGGCUGCCUUGUGUCUUCCUGUUGACAUUUUGAUACUGCACUAAACAAUCCUAUAAGGCCGGAAACAUUAAGUGUCAUGGCAAAAACUGAAAACCAGAAAUAGACAAA